Molecule: messenger RNA, 2061 nt
Organism: Humulus lupulus (European hop)
Lineage: Eukaryota; Viridiplantae; Streptophyta; Magnoliopsida; Rosales; Cannabaceae
Product: probable rhamnogalacturonate lyase B
Exons: 16
Coding region: 1-2061 (686 amino acids)
Molecular function (GO): carbohydrate binding
Source: RefSeq, a predicted model, not a curated record
AUGAAGAGUGAAAAUUGGAGAAAACGAUUUAAUCUGAUUCUAUGUUCAUCACUAUACGUGAUUUUACAUUUGUGCUUCUUGCCUUCAUCAAGCUCAUUGCAAACCAAGACCAUCAACUCUACAAGGGGUCCGGAGCUAGUAAGUUCCUCAUCAACACUUAGAAUCAGACAAACAACUCAAAGACAUCGAAAGGUGGUGAUCCUAGACAAUGGUCUUGUACAACUCACCUUUUCAAAUCCACAUGGUGAUGUAAUUGGAAUAAGAUACAAUAAUAUCAAAAAUCUGCUUGAAAAUGGUAAUAAAUAUGGUAAUAGAGGGUAUUGGGACAUUCAGUGGGGUGAAGGCACAACCAGCAGCUCAGCUAAUAAUUAUGAGCGUUUAGUAGGAACACGAUUUGAGAUUAUAACAGCAAAUGAUGAUCAGAUAGAAAUUUCUUUUACUAAAAGAUGGAACGAUUCAUCAAAGGUGCUUCCCAUUAAUCUUGACAAACGGUAUAUUAUGCUACGUGAUUAUCCAGGGUUCUAUACAUAUGGAAUACUUGAGCACCCUAAAGAUGCACCAGCUAUACAAAUUGGUGUUAUUAGGGCUUCUUUCAAGCUUAAAGAAAACAAGUUUAAUUAUAUGGCAAUAUCCGACGAUCGACAAAGGAUUAUGCCAUCAGCCUUAGAUCGUAAAAAAGGUCAAAAACUUGCUUACCCUGAAGCUGUACUAUUGACUAAUCCAUCCAACCCUAACCUUAAAGGAGAGGUUGAUGAUAAAUAUCAAUAUUCAAGUGAUCAUAAAGAGAUUAGGGUUCACGGUUGGAUUAGUUCAAAUCCAUCUAUAGGUUUUUGGAUAAUCACACCUAGUCAUGAGUUUCUCACAGCUGGACCUACAAAGCAAGAGCUCACAUCCCAUGUCGGUCCUACAUCCCUCUCUGUCUUCAUGAGUUGUCACUAUGUUGGAAAGCAUCUAAUAAUAAAACUUGAGAAAGGAGAAGAAUGGAAAAAAGUUUUUGGCCCCAUCCCAAUUUUUCUUAAUUCAGUCUCAAGCAAUCCUAAUCCUCAUUCGGUAUUAUGGGAAAAUGCAAAAUCACAAGCAAAAGAUGAAGGUUCCAAAUGGCCAUAUAAUUUCAUAAAUUCUAAGGACUUUCCUCUUUCUAAUCAACGAGGCAGUGUUAAGGGUCAAUUGUUUGUUCAAGAUAGAUACUUGAACAAAAAUAAUAUGAAAGCAAAAUUUGCUUACAUAGGAUUAGCUGCACCAGGAAAAGUUGGGUCAUGGCAAUGGGAAAAUAAGGGCUACCAAUUUUGGAAUGAAGCUGAUACGGAGGGAAAUUUUUUUAUAAAAAAUGUUCGACCUGGAAAUUAUAAUUUAUAUGCAUGGAUCCCUGGUGUUAUAGGAGAUUACAUGUACAAUAGAACAAUUAGUGUUGAACCAGGAAGUACAAUAGAUUUAUACAAUAUAGUUUAUAUACCUCCAAGAAACGGUCCAACCUUAUGGGAAAUUGGCAUUCCAGACCGAACUGCCUCAGAAUUCUAUGUGCCCGAUCCAUUGCCUAAUGUCACAAAUCGAUUAUUCACGAAUCAAUCAGAAAACAAAUUCAGGCAAUAUGGCUUAUGGGAUCGAUAUACCGACUUAUAUCCCAAAGAAGAUCUCAUAUACACUAUUGGUGUAAGUGAUUAUCGACGAGAUUGGUUUUUUGCUCAUGUUAAUAGAAAAUUACAACAUGGAAAAUACCAACAUACAACAUGGCAAGUGAAAUUUAAACUUGAAGAAGUGAUAUUGUCUAAAAAUUACACUCUUCAAUUGGCAUUAGCUUCAGCAAGUCUUUCAUCUUUACAGAUUCGAUUCAAUGAGGAUACUAGUUAUCGUCCCUUAUACGCUACACAUUUAUUAGGUAGAGAUAAUUCAAUACCAAGACAUGGAAUCCAUGGCUCGUAUUGGAUUUUUAGCAUUAAUAUCUUGGGCAAUCGGCUUCACCAAGGAGAAAAUACACUUUAUUUGACUCAAGCAAAAAGUGUGGGUCCUUUCGGAGGACUAUUCUAUGAUUAUCUUCGAUUUGAAGCUCCGUCUCAAACUUAA